AUGACAGGAGACUACUUCUACAAAAUCGGGCUGAAGAUCCAGAAGGAAGAGUAUCCCAACGACGCCAGAUUGUUCGCCGAAUUCCGCGAUCUGGUCUCCUCCUGGGAGAACCUGGCAUAUUACUAUUCAGGCAGUCCGACGCUGUUCACAGAACCGCCGAAAUAUUAUCACGAGACCAACUCCUGGUCCAACGCGCACCUCAUCGAGGGCGAUCCCGCGGACUUUGAGCCGUUUGAAGACGCGAAAUCCGAGGCCUCACUGAAGCGGCUCGUGGCAUGGCCGCAUCCAAAAUACUGGCCUGAGUUGCGGAAGGAUGCGAUUGUAAUUGAUGAUGUGAGGGCCAUAACGUUUCCCAAAGAUACAGAGAUACCGAAAUAUGUCAAGAAUCUGAUUGAGGAUGCAAAGAGCUUCCUCAAGUGGUAUCGUAAGUAUGCGAGGGAUCAUAAUGCCCUCUUUAUGGAUAGCGAUGAGCAUUGGGCGGUUAGAACUAAGACGGUAACGCGUGGUGGAAGCUUUGUUGCGCCUGAUUGGUUAGGUAGCUCUGAUGAUUCUGAGGUCUGUCUCGAUGAAGAUCAGAGCGAUGAGGAUGGAUCUAGUGAUGAACCUGGCGAUGAACCUGGCGAUGACGAUGGCGAUGACGAUGGAGAAGAAGACGAAGAUGAAGGCUCUGAAGAUUACUACGAAGAGGAAGAGAAUGGGGAGGAUUACACCGAUACAGAUUGUGAAGUCAAAGGAUCCGAUGAGGACUUUUCACACGAAGAAUAA
Molecule: messenger RNA, 765 nt
Organism: Talaromyces amestolkiae
Lineage: Eukaryota; Fungi; Ascomycota; Eurotiomycetes; Eurotiales; Trichocomaceae
Exons: 2
Coding region: 1-765 (254 amino acids)
Source: RefSeq, a predicted model, not a curated record